Molecule: messenger RNA, 2899 nt
Organism: Ornithodoros turicata
Lineage: Eukaryota; Metazoa; Arthropoda; Arachnida; Ixodida; Argasidae
Exons: 4
Coding region: 105-2570 (821 amino acids)
Source: RefSeq, a predicted model, not a curated record
AGCCCUAACGUCAUUGUCAGCGAGCCAACGGCACGCUCACGGGUCCGAGCCAGCAGUCAGUCACAGAGCUCGCGACCACAGAACAAUGACACAACGAACGGAGAAUGGCUUCUUCUACUAAGGCCCCCCAGGCUGCACCCGUCAUAACACGGUUGUCGUACGAUGCACCUCCCGGAGGUUAUAGCUCGUUUCUGAGUGGUACUGGGAAGUAUUUUGCUGGCGGAGGCCAGCACACACCGGACAAUGCUCGGGUCUUAGAAGCGUUAGCCGUUGAUCCCUCAUCGGCGACGCUUGAACUGGCCCUUGCGGACGAAGGCUAUGGCAGCGUCAGCACUAUUUCUACUAUGUUUUGGGUAGCAGAAGCCUUUACAGUGAUUGUCCUUCUGCUAGUCAUACCCAUCGUCUGCUUCAUGUACCCGAAACGGAAAAAAUGGGUGCUUCUGUUCCUUGGACUCACGACGGGCUUGUUCCUUUGUCUGGGUGGCUUGCUGUUGCUCCUCAUGGCUAUGUUCGGCACACGCAGCAACAUGGUUCGUACGCUGGACACGGAAUUGCCCCAGACUUACUCUUGGCUGUUUCAAAACUUCCUGGCAUACGUGCUACGUACUUCCAAUGAACUCAUCCACACGGAAGCAGCUCUUAACGCAUCGGCUGCUACAGACAUUCAAAACAGGAUCCUCGGAGAAACUGCAGAGACGCAAGCAGCAAUCAGUCUCGUUCAAGGCAAUAUCAGCAAGUUUGACGAGAAGUUCGACGUGUACGAGAAUGUGCAAUCGACGGUUGCGACCUGGUUCUUGUUGCCCACCGGCGUCCUAGCCUUAGUCAUUACCAUAACGCUCAUCGUCUGUUUUGCUGGGUUCUACGGAUUUGCCAGAGCGAACAGUGGAAAGCAGACUCUGUUGGGACCAGUCUUUCUGGUGACUGGCGUGCUCCUGCUCUCCUACAACCUGAUAGCUCUGCCCUACCUCAUCUACCUCCUACCGUGGUGCACGCUGGGACAAGGCAACGUGUGCGGUCCUUACGAAGACCGUAAAUACGGGGUGCUCGAUGACGGCAUUCAGAAGUUGUGGCCGACACAGUCCAGAGCCGAGCCCUACAAUCGCUUGGUGCCCAGCAUCGUUUUGGAGAAGUGUGAUAAACCGGGAAAGUCAGUGUUAGAUUUGGCACCCGUCGACAAGACCAAGAAAUCUGACUGGAACAUCGAGUACGCCGUUCCGCCACCUCAAAAAGCGCCAGAUCCAGCAGCCGCAGCCAACGCCAGCGCACCAGCCGUCGGUGACUGUUCAGUGGUAGAGAAUAUGAUUACUGCUGGCAUGACUGCGCUCUGCCCCCUGUUCGUUGAUGACCUCGUUGGCUACUGGGCUGCCCAUUUUUACGCAGUCUUCGUCGCUUUCGUCGCCGCCGUUCUCUGCUUCAUAAUGGCUAUUAAGUUUAUGGCUUCGACGAAGAAACAAAAGCGGAAGAGAAAACGGGGCCGCUACGACGAGGAAGACGGCGACGAUUUUGAAAAAUUUGACGACGCUUACCCGCCAGGUGAUAUCUCCCACUACGACUACAGCAUUCACGAUUAUAGCAGACACGAAACACCCGAAGACGGCUCAUCGAGAAGGGGAAAGAAGAUAGCACAAGGGUUUUGGGGACCGUAUGAAGUUGACGAUGACGGUGCUGCGGAUGGUGCAGAAGAAAGCCCCAGAAGUAGGCGGCGAAAGCGAAAGAAGAGACGAGGAUACUGGGACGAUGACGACGGUGAGGGAGAACUUGAAGAGAGCACCAAGAGAAGGCGAAGGAGACGAGGGUUCUGGGAUGACGGCGACGAUGAUCUCACUUCUCCACUUGUGAACAGCAUGUACGUCUCCAGCGUGGAAGGGAGGAGACCAAAGUCUAGAAGAAGGCGAAGAAAGAGGAAAAAGAAGAGGAGGAAGAAGAGGAAGAAGGGCCGAAAAGGUCGGAAGCGUCGUCGCAAACGUAAGAAGUCAAAACGUAAACGUAAACGUCCUGCUGCUUCUCCAACUUCUCCAAAACAGCCCCCACCACAGCUUCCAAAAUCUCCCACAAAAGAAUCCAUUGCAAAGGUUCCUCCUCCUCCACCAACUGAGCCUAAGCCUCCUGCACCUCAGCCUCCUGCGGAACCUCGGAUUAUCUCUAAAACAUCGAUUUCUAGUCAGACAAGAGUUGUGCCGGUACCAGUGCCGAUACCAAUUCCUAUUCCGGUUCACAAUAAGAGUGCUCCCUCGCGUUCUACCAUCAUCCUCAGCAGCCGAGAGCGAAAGGCCCCAUCACCCCCGUCUCAGUCGUCGUCAUCGUUACCUCCACUACCAUCGAUGAUGUAUCCGCCCCUUCCGCCACCGAUAUAUCCCAUCGUGCCCCCGUCGCCUUAUCCAUUUCUACUGCAGCAGAAUGCAUACAUGCCAGGUCGUACUGGCAUCCCAGGAAUGAUGGGUGCGGUGCCCCAGCCGAUGGCUUCCAGAUACCCGUCACCAUAUCCCAUCCGCUACCCAGGUGUGUCACCAUACAGCGCGUAUCCAUGGAGUUAUGCGGCGGCCUCCUAUCCACGUGGUAGCAGACCGUAGAGACACCCGCCGACCUGCUGGCUGGAUACAACGUCCACUCGUCAAAUGUCGUUUUCGCCGGCAACAACAGUGGAACGCGCCUUUUGUGCAAAAAAUACUUCGUCUCACCCUGGAACGUUGCAUAGUUUUGAACGGAUGUCAUAAAGAUACAAAGUCUCGGUAUGUUAGCAGCCGUGUGUAAAAUGUAUGUGAGAACGCGAAUCUCGGGUAACGGUUUUUUAAAUACUGUUCUAUAGUGUAAAGAGUUUCGGCUCAGUAUGUCUAAUGCAAGAAAGCGAAAUUCAUGUACACUAGACUAUACCCUUGGUAAAUGGGAAGUUUCGGAGCAA